ACUUUCUAUAAAAUGGAAUUAGGUGGAGAGGAAAACUCAACCAUCAACUUGAGGCUAUCGGAUCAGGUGGAGAUAGGCACUGCGGUGCAUUCACUGAUCGACCAGCCUGUACAAUACCCCUUCAAGUCGAACGAGAGCUCACCAGAGAAGCUUCAUGACCAAGACGAAGCAUUGGAUGAGCGUCCGGACCCGAUUUGAGACUCUAUGACAGUUUCUUCUAAGAAAUAUCCUUCAACCAGUCCUCCAAACCAGCGUCAUGCUGCUGAGGAGAUCUCUGGUUCCAAUCUUGGAGUAAAGAGAAGAUGGAAGAAGAGCCUGAGAAAGGCUCAGUGCUCUUAUGAGCAAUCUGAGGCUAGACCCAAGAAGAAUAAGAAUAAUUCAGGUAAAAAGAGGAAGAGGAACUAUGAAAGUAUUGCUAAGACUAAAGCAGCCAAAGCCCACUUUAGAUCAGGCAGAUGGACUAGACUAGAGCACUUCAAGUUUCUUGAGGCUCUAAAGAUGUUCGGAAAGGAGUGGCAGAAAGUUCAACAACAUGUUUAUACACGUACUUCCACCCAAGCUCGAUCUCAUGCUCAAAAGUUCUUUGUCAAAUUGGAAAAGAAAGAAUUGACUCUGGAAGAAUUUUUGAAUAAACUUGAUAUUGAGCAGCUUAAAGUUGAUCUCAAUAUUGGAGUAGAGGGUGACUCUACAGAUUAUGACGAGAAUCAACCCCUCUUGAGAAUUGCCAAUCAGAAGCUUAAUUCUGUCAUGAAUAUAGCUCUUCCAGACUCAAAACCUCCAUCCAAGAUUGCUCAACAGUUACCUAUUAACUCUUGUGAGAGCCAGAAUAGUGAACAUGUUAGAUCUACAGUAAGAAGCUCUAAACAAAGAAGAGCCAAACUAAACCACACCUUCCUCCACCAAAAACACCUAUACCCCCCUUCAGGAAGCAGGGACCCCUCUCCUACGCCUCAAGAAGCUAUUCCCAAAGGGUCUACCCUCACCAAAGACUCUUCUCACCUCAGCCACAGUGGAAACUUCAAACGUAUGAAGACAGAUAUCAUCGCUGAGCCUACACAGAGGUCUAAUACCUGCCUAUAUUCCCCACAAUCUCCUAUCCCCAGUCAUGAACCCCUCAAGGCUCUUUGCCCACCUAAACCCCUGCUCUGCCCCGACCAGCCACCCCAUAUCGUAGCAGAAGAAGAGACUAAGAUCAGGAUCGAUAGAAGUCUAGUGCAGGAGUAUCAGAUAGAAAUGAAAGCUGAUUCACACAUUGAAGACAUAUUGAAAGGGCCUGAAGAUGGCUUCGAUAAGGGACAUCAGAAGGAAUUCGAAUGCUUUACCCCAUGAAUUGCUGACUUUGACCAUCACCAGUUCGAACAACUUAUGGAUCAUGCAGGAAAGGAACAAAACGAGUUUGACAUCCUCUCACAAGAGAUCCAGUUUGAUGAGCCACUAAACUUUAUGGACGAUAAUCAUGAAAUAAAGCUUGACAAUCUUUAUUUCCCUGCAUCUAAACUGUCAAAAGAGAGAGAUGGAUUCGAGCUAAACUUGUAUGAAGAAGCAGAUCUGCAGUUAAGCCAUAUCUAGGCUCAUUAAUGGAUUUGCUGAUGCCUGACUAACGAUUUGCUAGGACUA
This is a messenger RNA of Moneuplotes crassus, 1617 nucleotides long. The record is from the annotation of a GenBank genome assembly. NCBI's taxonomy places the organism in Eukaryota, Ciliophora, Spirotrichea, Euplotida, Euplotidae.